AUGGCGUCCAACAAGAGGAAGAAGAAGGACAAUUCGGACGAAGAAAGUGAUCGAGGCUAUUGGGAGAAGGAGUGUCUGAAGACGGAUGUGCAGCUGAAAGAGGUGAACGAAGAGCUGGUGGAAAUAGCUGCGAAGAAUAGAAGGCUAGAAAUGCAAUUGAAACAUGUCAACGAUGAACUCCUUCGAUCCAAGUCAGAGCUAAGUGCUAGAGGUGUUAUCGAGUGGCUUGAAAGAAAACAAGAUUUCAUGAUGCCGGCUUCUAUCAGACGGGGAAAAGAGGCAUCCAAU
Molecule: messenger RNA, 288 nt
Organism: Mesorhabditis belari
Lineage: Eukaryota; Metazoa; Nematoda; Chromadorea; Rhabditida; Rhabditidae
Source: the annotation of a GenBank genome assembly